Colletotrichum navitas is the source of this 1449-nucleotide messenger RNA. RefSeq names its product fructosamine kinase. The transcript has 3 exons. Lineage: Eukaryota; Fungi; Ascomycota; Sordariomycetes; Glomerellales; Glomerellaceae. Bases 158 to 1126 code for a protein of 322 amino acids. The record is from RefSeq and is a predicted model, not a curated record.
GCUCGUUGUGGAGGCCCCUUCCGAUUCUACGUCACCCGAAGCUCAUCAAGGGUUGAGUUGGGCUGCUGGUGUGUAACUGAACUUAAGAGCUCUCUAUCAACGGUGUCAAUGCUCCAACCUUCCCCGUCAGAUUGAGAAAAUUUUGAUCUUGUACGCAAUGGCACCCAACGUAGAUCCGGCACUCAUUGAAGCUCUGCAUCUAGAUCCAGAGCAGACCAAGAUUGCGUCGCAUGGCGCUUCUGGCUUUGCGUCGUCGUUUAAACUCACAUCCGUCGUCGAUGGUCAGCCCGCAAACUUCUUCGUCAAGAUGGGGAUGGGGAGAGAUGCAGAAGUCAUGUUCAGAGGUGAGCAUGAAUCGCUAAACGCAGUCCACAAUGCCGUCCCAAACUUUUGCCCAAAAUCGUACGCCCACGGAGAAUACCAGGCAUCGCCGGGCAAGCAUUUCCUGGUGACGGACUUCCUGGACCUGGGGUCAUCCGCACCCGGCGGCUCCGGCCUCUCCCUGGCAGCGAAGCUCGCCAAGAUGCACACGACCCCGGCGCCCGUCCCGGAAGGCUUCGACAAGCCCAUGUACGGCUUCCCGGUGACGACGUGCUGCGGCUCGACGCCGCAAGACAACUCGUGGAAGGAGUCCUGGGCCGAGUUUUACGCCGAUAACAGGUUGCGUAGCAUCCUCCGCGCCGGAACCGAGCACAACGGCUCCGACGGGGAGCUGUCCAAGGCCGUGGAAACGGUCGCCAGCAGAGUCGUCCCGCGGCUGAUCGGCGACGGCCACGUCAAGGGCAUGAAGCCGGUGGUUGUGCACGGGGAUCUCUGGAGUGGGAACCAUGGCCGGGGUCGCAUCGGCGGCAAGGGCGGCGCCGAGGAGGUGGUGUACGACUCUUCGGCUGUGUACGGUCAUUCCGAGUACGAACUGGGCAUCAUGAAAAUGUUUGGCGGGUUCGGGAGCACGUUUUGGAACGAGUACAACAAGCUGGUCCCCAAGGCCGAGCCGAAAGAGGAAUGGGACGACCGGGUUGCGCUCUACGAGCUGUAUCACCACCUCAACCAUUACGCCAUGUUCGGCGGGGGCUACCGUAGCGGUGCGAUGGGGAUUAUGAAGAAGCUGAUUUCCAAGUACGGUUGAGGCCAUCACGCGAAAAGUGUUGGAUGGCUUGCACGUCAAAGCCGGCCCGCGCCGCCGGAAACCAUAACUUUAGUAGUUAGCAUUUUGACUAGGUACCUAGCAGCCAUUAGAAUGACAGCUCCUAGUUGCAGGGCCGAGUGAUCUCGGGUGAUAUUCCUCAUCAUCGUUCUGGAGUGGAGGUGAUGGCGUGCCCCAUGAUAGGGGUCGCAAACAGUCACCGCUCGUCAUGCCCACGAUGGUGGGCUCCCCACGUUGCCAUCAUGCCGUCCGAUGAUUUUCAUGGGAUUUGUAGGGGGGUGUGGAGAGGAUUCACAUGCCAGGGG